Nothobranchius furzeri (turquoise killifish) is the source of this 3057-nucleotide messenger RNA. Its product is annotated as actin-binding LIM protein 1. Gene Ontology annotation, biological process: lamellipodium assembly; cilium assembly. NCBI's taxonomy places the organism in Eukaryota, Metazoa, Chordata, Actinopteri, Cyprinodontiformes, Nothobranchiidae. The record is from RefSeq and is a predicted model, not a curated record. Gene Ontology annotation, molecular function: actin filament binding. Gene Ontology annotation, cellular component: stress fiber; actin cytoskeleton.
CACACACACACACACACACACACACACACACGGUCAAUCAUAGUGAGUCAGAGAGCAGCUUAAUACCUUCCACCCAGAGGAAAGCUCUGACUUCUCCAGCCCUGCUUUAUGAUUUCAAACUUGGAGAUCAGUCGUCAGCCUCGUCGACAUGAGCAGGUCGAACCUCCUCAACCUCAACAGCCUCGGCAGGAUCUGUGGCUCCAGCCAGAGCAGCGACAUGGUUGUCCUGGAUCGGGUCAAGAGGAAGAACUCUGUGAGACGCAUGUCGAUCAUCGAGGACGGGCAUCUUGCCGAGGUCCUCUACCUGAUCCCAAAGCAGUACAUGAUGGAGCAGCUGCCCUUCAUCAACCCCGAUGACUACAUCCUGUGUGAGAAGCUGGCGGGUAUUCCUGCAGAGCUGUCAGUGUUGCACUCUCAGGACAGCUCCCAGUCUGGAUCGCCAGCAGGGAAGCAGAUCGUCCAGUGUGUCAGGUGUGGGGGGGUCUGUAAAGGAGAGGUGCUACGGGUGCAGAGCAGAUACUUCCACAUCAGGUGUUUCACAUGCAAAGUGUGCGGCUGCGACUUGGCUCACAGCGGUUUCUUCAUGAGGAACGGGGAAUGCCUCUGCCCGGUGGACUUCCAGCGACUUCACGGCACACCCUGCAACAACUGUGGGGAGUUCGUAGAAGGGGAGGUGGUCAUGAUCCUGGGAAAGUCCUACCACCCAGCAUGUUUUGUGUGCACAGUUUGCAAAAAACCGUUUCCUGCAGGAGACUGCGUGACCUUCAGAGGAAAAGACUGUCUCUGUCAACGCUGCACCGGACCCACGUCUUCGUCUUCUUAUCAAAUCAGCUGUCCUAACAACUGCGCCGGCUGUGGUAGGGACAUCAAGAACGGCCAGGCGCUGUUAGCUCUGGGUCACCGGUGGCACAUCGGCUGCUUCAAGUGUAAAGCCUGCAGGAGGGUCCUGAACGGAGAAUACAUCAACAAAGAUGGCGCUGCCUACUGUGAGAGAGACUACCAGACUCAGUUUGGGGUGAAAUGUGAAGCGUGUCAGAGGUUUAUAACAGGAAAAGUCCUGGAGGCUGGACACAAACACUACCACCCCAGCUGUGCAAGAUGCUGUAGGUGUGGUGGUGUCUUCACAGAAGGGGAAGAAAUGUAUCUGCAAGGAUCUACAAUCUGGCACCCCAACUGCAAAGACAGCAGCAGAGCAGAAGACGGCUGCAGGGUCAGCAGGUCGCAGAUGCCCAGUCUUGAUUUCUUUUUCCCUCCACAUGAGCUGAGGGUAAAGAAUGUCUGCAGACCCAUGGUUUCCUCUUAUAGACCCAACAGAUCGUCAUCUGAGAGCUCCUGCUCCAGGCCCAGCUCAUGCACUCCGGGCAGUCCCAGUCGGACAAUCUGUGCAAAAGUAGAUAACGAGAUCAUUGAUUACCGAGACUUAGCAGCCAUUCCCAGAGUCAAGGCUAUAUUUGAUAUAGAGCAUCCUGACAUGAUAUCUUAUAAGUCCACCAACGAGAGCUUCUCUACUCUGGAUGAGAGGGGUGAACAGAACCAGCCGGGCCCCACAGAGUCAGCAGGAAACACAUCUGAAACCACAGAGGAGAGUUUUGAGUUUAGGACAUGCGUGCCAAAAUCUCCAAGUCAUGGAUCUUUUGUAGGUCCAGUUACAAGCCAUCGCCACAGCUACACCCCGUCGCUGUCCAGAUCACCACAACACUUCCACCGACCAGGUUUGGUCCUUUCUUCCUCUUUGCUUCCUGGAAACCAAAAUGUCACUUGCCCCACUUCUUCUUUAUAUCACCACUUGUUCUCUAAACCUGAAGCAGACCAAGGCUUGGAUUUGUACAGAAGACCUCCCAUCUACAAACAACAAGAUCUGAAUUCCUGCUCAUCCCAGACAACCUCCUUACCCGUGUAUGGUCACAACUUCCUGAAUCUGCCUCAGUCAGCUGAUUUCUGCAGCACCCUCAGAGACAGAUUCAGCUUUAAGGUAAGCAUAAGUGUCUUAUUUUCUUGUAGCUCCUUUAUCUGCAUAUGCGUGAUAUACGGGAGGGCUAGCCUUGGACAAAAAUUUCCCAGAAUACAGCGCGGUUAUUCAAAAGAAUGGCGGAUCAGAAGCCAGCAGCUACUUCUGGGCCAAAUUUCAAGUUUAAAUCUCACCCAUGACGAUCACCUUCCAUUUUCACGAAUGGACAGAGGAGUUUCUAUGCCUAAUUUGUUGGAGACAAAAGUCUACCCAUAUAAAACACUCACAGUUACAAACGGAGCACGAGUGAAGCUUCCCAAGGAUGUGGACCGGACACGACUGGAGCGUCACCUUUCCCCAGAUUCAUUCUUUGAGAUCUUUGGGAUGCACAUCCAAGAAUUCGACAGACUCCCAUUUUGGAAACGUAACGACAUGAAGAAGAAAGCAGAUCUUUUCUAAAAACCAGCCUAAUUCCAGCCGUUCCUCUGGGAAAUGAAAACUGGGAUUUGCAGUGAUUUACAUGAGAAAAUAACAUAUUACACAUUGAAGCAAAAACGCUGACGGACCUGCGAACGUGAGAACUCAUCUUGAUUUUACUUCUCAGAAAUGACGUUCACAUAGAACAUUUUGUAGUUUUGGUGAACGAGGUAGAAUUUAUGUAAUUAUUUGAGUUUGUCCAUCUUUUUAUUGCUGAUAUUUUAUUGUGAUCUUAACCGCCUUCCUGCAACUGUCCACUGAGCUUAUUUUAUUUUGUAUUAUUCUAUUUAGCUUCAUUUUUAGAUUAAACUAAGUUAUGUGGAACCACUUGAUGAGUUUUAGGUUAAGGCACUCAAAUCACAGCACACAGUGUGUUCUGCUAGACUUAAUUGGUUGGUCUGUUUUUAUGAUAAAAUAUUAAAGUUUAAUUCCUCUCUCUCUCUCUCUCUCUCUCUCUCUCUCUCUCUCUCUCUCUAUGGAUUGAUAAUCACAGAAAUGUGUUUGAUUAUAUUCCAGAAGAAAUCACAAGUGCUUAAGUUUGUUUGCUGUAAAUGUGAUGACUUAUGUACCUUGCAAUUUGCUGUUUCAUCACCAGUACGUCAACUACCUUAAAUAAAAACCUUUCUAAAUGA